This is a messenger RNA of Trichophyton verrucosum HKI 0517, 93 nucleotides long. RefSeq lists its product as uncharacterized. The record is from RefSeq and is a predicted model, not a curated record. The coding region runs from base 1 to 93 and encodes 30 amino acids. The transcript has a single exon. Lineage: Eukaryota; Fungi; Ascomycota; Eurotiomycetes; Onygenales; Arthrodermataceae.
AUGGUGAUAAUGAAGAAGAAGAGAAAGAAAACAAAAGAAGAAGAAGAAGAAGGAGAAGGAGAAUUUAUAGACAGAGACAGCCCACCUGCCUGA